Messenger RNA from Paramecium primaurelia, 1363 nucleotides. The record is from the annotation of a GenBank genome assembly. NCBI's taxonomy places the organism in Eukaryota, Ciliophora, Oligohymenophorea, Peniculida, Parameciidae.
AUGAAUAAUAACCAAUAAAAUCAUAUUCCACCAUAAUGCAACUUUGUAAAUUCAAAAUAAUUCCACAAUCCUUAAGUUAAUUUUGUGAAUAAUAAUUAAUUACCAACAUUUAUAUAACAGCCAUAAAUUCCACAUUUUAAUUAGCAUCCAUUUCAAUAAGGGAUUAAUCAUUAACCAUAAAACAUUAAUUAAUAAUAAUAAAUCCAAUAAAAACUGACAUUCCCAUUAUUUUUUAAGGAUAUUGAAAAAUAAGAUUUACUUACAAUUUCAGGAAUAGAGUAUAUAAAGAAGAGAUUAAUAGGUAAAGGUAGUUAUGGUUUAGUCUAUCUGAUAUAAAAUAAAUAAACCUUUGAAUUAUAUGCUUUAAAGAUUUAAUCAUCCAUUCAAAAAGAAGAAAUAGAAAUUUUAUAAAAGUUAAAAUAAAAAGUCUUUAAAAAUCUAGUUAAUAUAAUAGAAUUUUAAAAACAUCAUGAAACAAAUGAAUAUUUUUUAUUGAUGGAAUAUUGUGAAAAUAGUUUAUAAAAUGAAAUAGAUAAACAUCCUCUUGAUAAAAAUGAGGCUAGAUAUAUAAUUAAAUAAAUAGCCAAUGGUAUAAAGGAAUUGCAUGAACAAAAAAUUAUCCAUAGAGAUUUAAAACCAGAAAAUAUUCUUGUUUUUGUUAAAAAAGAUCAUAAUAUAAAUUUGUCAUAAAAAAUAUAUAAAAUAUGUGAUUUUGGUUUAUCAAGUACUAAAGAUUUAGCACUUACCUUAUAAUGUGGAACUGCUCAUUAUAUGCCUCCAGAACAAAUUCAACAAAAUAAUAAUCAUUAAGGAUAUGAUUAAUCAGUAGAUAUCUGGGCCUUUGGUACUGUUAUUUAUGAAUUAUUUACUCAAAAAGUCAUGUUUAUGAAAUCUAAUAGAUAAGAAAUUUAUAAAGAAAUUCUUAAUAUUACACAAGAAGAGAUUGACUAAAAAAUCAAAAAUAAUUUGACUAUGUUAGAUUAAAAAUAUGUAAUGCUUGUUUAAAAAAUGAUUCAAAUUGAUCCAUCUAAGAGAAUAACUAUUGAUUCGAUUUUGUUAUAACUAAAUUAAAAGGGUAAAAAUAUUUAAACUCAUAAUGUAAAUAAAGAAAAUAUUAUAAAAGCCGUAAGAACUAUGUAGAAAGCAAAGAAGUAAUUCAGAAGGCAAUAAUGGACUAAAUUAGAUUUAAAAGCCAUAGUAGAAUAUUUUUAGUACUGAGUAAUAAACACCUAUUUAUUAGUUUUAGUAAAAAAAUACUUAAAACAUUUAAACUAAUAUUUAGAGUUUUAUUAAUUAAGAGAAAUUUAAUAAAUUCAAUUAAUAAAAGAUUUUAAAUUAAAAUAAAGAAUAAUUACCAUAAUGA